AUGGCUUCGUCCAUGCUCCUUCGCUCAACCCUGCCCAGAACUUUUGCUUCCGCAACUGGACGUAAUGUCUUGCGAUCUUCGUUGCAAGUGAGAGCCGCAAGCUCGACUGCACAAUAUGUGCCAGGUGGACCUAUUAUCAAGGGAACGGUCAACGACCCUACGGAGUUCCCUCCUCCAUCAAAGACACAUGGCUCGUAUCACUGGGCAUUCGAACGACUUCUGGCGGCCUCUCUUGUUCCCAUGACCACAGCCGCCUUUGUGACCUCUGGGUCAUCUUACCCAGUUCUCGACGGAUUGCUGGGUCUCAGCUUAGUUAUGCACUCUCAUAUUGGGUUUGACUCGAUGAUUGUGGACUACGUGCACAAACGCAAAUUCCCCAUCCUUGGCCCCAUCAUGACCUGGACACUGAGAACAGCGACGGUUGGCGUGCUUGUCGGCGUUUAUCAGUUCAAUACAAAUGAUAUUGGCUUGACGGAGCUGAUUGCGAAGGUCUGGACAGCGUAA
Molecule: messenger RNA, 504 nt
Organism: Suillus clintonianus
Lineage: Eukaryota; Fungi; Basidiomycota; Agaricomycetes; Boletales; Suillaceae
Product: SDHD, membrane anchor subunit of succinate dehydrogenase
Exons: 5
Coding region: 1-504 (167 amino acids)
Biological process (GO): mitochondrial electron transport, succinate to ubiquinone; tricarboxylic acid cycle
Cellular component (GO): membrane; mitochondrial envelope
Molecular function (GO): ubiquinone binding; heme binding
Source: RefSeq, a predicted model, not a curated record